Diplodia corticola is the source of this 753-nucleotide messenger RNA. RefSeq names its product major facilitator superfamily transporter sugar protein. The record is from RefSeq and is a predicted model, not a curated record. The transcript has a single exon. The coding region runs from base 1 to 753 and encodes 250 amino acids. Lineage: Eukaryota; Fungi; Ascomycota; Dothideomycetes; Botryosphaeriales; Botryosphaeriaceae.
AUGUCGUCCUACCUCUCGAACCUGCUUACGAACACCACCUCGCGUUACAACUCGUUGCGUCGCAACCUCCUCGACAGCGAAGCCGACGGCGACACCGAAGACGACUCGCACAUUGCCCGUGUGCUGCGCGCAUACUACCAGGAGAAGGGCCGCCCUUUCCCACCCUGGCUGCCUCCCGACCCACGCGCGCCUUCGCCUGCUCCUACCCAGCAAUUCGUUCGCUCUACCGGCCCCGCUGCCGGCGGACCCCCGGCCAGCAGAGGCGGCCUCAGCGAUCUCUGGGACACUCCCUCGUCGCCGACCCCGCCGCCACAGCCAAACUCUCUGAGAAGCAGAGCGCCGCCCAGAGGCGGCCCCGGCGCCGGGAGGGGCGGCUUUUUGCAGCCCGAACCCAGCCAGGGAGGCGGACGGCCGCUGCCCAGCCAGCGCGCAGGCAGCUACCAGAGCUCACUUUCCCAGGGCUCGCGUCCCUCGUUCGACUCGCAGCCGCCCGGCAGCGCCGGCAGCGGGACCGCGCAGGACAGGUUGAAGGCGCGCCUCUGGGGCUCGGGCAGGUCGGGAAGCCCCACGGGGUCACAGAGCAGCAGUCCGGCAGGUUCACCAGGAGUUCCCACGACAGGAGCCAAAAAUCCGUUUGAGAGAUCACACAGUGCUAACCCUGGCGGUAGAUGGGUCGGCGGUAGUCGUGACGAAGGAAGCGGCGGCCACCAAGGUCGAGUCGGAUUGCCCAGCGGGCCGAGAGCGUAUAAAUGA